Molecule: messenger RNA, 1089 nt
Organism: Fonsecaea nubica
Lineage: Eukaryota; Fungi; Ascomycota; Eurotiomycetes; Chaetothyriales; Herpotrichiellaceae
Exons: 1
Coding region: 1-1089 (362 amino acids)
Molecular function (GO): hydrolase activity
Source: RefSeq, a predicted model, not a curated record
AUGGCAUCUGAGCACAACAGCAGCACGGCAACCAAAGAUAUCGUAGACUCCCACAUCCACCUCUACGCGGCCUCCCAUAUCCCGUCACUGAACUGGACCGGCGACCUCGCGGCAGACCAUCCACUGAACAGACAAAACUCCCUCGACCAGUAUCGCGCCGCCGCACGGGACCAAUCUGCCAAUUUGCGAGGUUUCAUCUUCCUCGAGACAGACCGCAGAUCGGGGCUGCAAGACAAUGUAUGGCAGCAUGUUCUCGAGGAAGUUGACUUUUUGGUCAGAAUCGCCCGAGGCAGCCCGCGAGCAGGCGAGGGUCACCGGCCUGAAGACGCCGCGUUGGUUUUGGGAAUCGUGCCGUGGGCACCAGUACCGGCCGGCCAGGCGGGUCUUGCGAAUUACAUCCGACAAGUCCAAGAGCGUGCGGGAAAGGAGUGGUCUCUCAUCAAGGGGUUCCGCUAUCUCGUCCAGGAUAAGCCCGCUGGAACAAUGCUGCAGGACAAGUUCAUCGAAGGGUUACAAUGGCUAGGAGACCACGGCCUCACAUUCGAUCUGGGAGUGGACGCUCGAUCUGGUGGGUUACACCAACUCCAGGAAGCAUGUACGAUGAUGGAGCGAGUCUACGAGAACGGAAACGGCCUAGUAAUCAUAAUCAACCAUUUCUGCAAGCCCAACCUACGGCUGUCUGCCCAGGAAUCCCUCGCGUACAGCCACGCGGACUUCACAAGAUGGAAAGACUGUAUCGAACAAAUGGCCCGACAUCCGUCGACCUAUAUGAAACUCUCGGGGUUUUUCUCUGAACUGCCGGAACAGAACGACACCAGUCCGACCGCUGUCACCGCUCUUGUUGAGCGGACGAGGCCUUGGGUUGACGUCGUCUUCAAAGCCUUUGGCCCGUCCAGGAUCAUGUUCGGCUCCGACUGGCCGGUGUGUAAUGUUGGCGGUCCCGGCGUCAUCAAAUCAUGGAGCCACUGGCACGACCUAGUGGAAGCGAUCCUUGCCUCGCAGGACUUGACGGCUGAGGAACGAGCAAAGAUCUGGUCUGGCACUGCCAUCAAAGCGUACAGAAUUGACUGUGCCCGUUUCAUGAAAUAA